AUGUCAUCAGAUAAGAAACGAUUUGGUAGAAUAAGUAGCAUAUUUGGCAAUCAUCAUAAUAAUAACAGUACAACUAAUGCUUUAAAUGCAAAUUCAAGAACAUCAUCACCCCAACCCCAAACCAUUAAACCAUUGAAUAAACCGUUGCUUAAUAAAUCAUCACAAUCCAAUUUAACUGCAAAGACUUCAAAUGUUUCUCAUAAAUCAAUACUGCAAAAAUCAUCGCUACAGAGUUUAAAUCCAUCAAUUAAUAAUAAUAUACCCAAAAUCAAUGAAACUCCAAAAAAGACAAAUUCUCAUCUAUCAGUACUAGACACCCAUUCUCAUAGUCCUAAUUUAUCUCCACAAUCUACAAAUACAACAAGACUAAGGAGGAAACCACCAAGUGAUUUAGAUUCAUUUGAUUUUGAAUCCCAAGGUCAAAAUUUAACAUCACCUACAAAAUCAACAGCAACCACCACCGCCACUUCAUCAUCAUCUAAUCAACCAGAUAGAGAUAUAAUAGCAGAUUUAGAACAUGAAAUCGAUAAUUUCUUACAAAUUGAACCACUGAAUAAUUCAAAUGAUAUGUAUGAUGCAAAAAGUAGAACAUCUAAUCCAUUUGAACAAAGAAGUAUUAAUGAUUAUGAAAUGACUAGAUCAGAUCCAAUAAUGGGCUUAUCCGAAUAUACUCAAGAGGUGACUACACCACCAUUACGACCACGAAGUACAGAAUUUGAGUCACCGUCAUCAGCACCAUAUCCAUUAGAUUCAUUAUUAUCUACUCCCACGGAAUCACUAAGUCAGUCUCCACAAAUUAUUCAAAAUGAACAAUUUCAUCAAGAAGAAGAUGAUGUAAUUGCUGAUCUAAGCUCAAAAUCUUCCUCAGUUUCAUUAUCCUCACCGAUAAAUUUUACUGUACCAUCUUCAGAUACGACAAAUAUGAGUUAUGAUCAAAUUCAUAAAAAUUCAUCAUCAUUUACAUCUUUAAAUAAUUAUAAUACCAAUUCAACACCAGCUCAUACUAGAUCAUCAUCAUAUACAAAUCGAACACAAUCAUACACAUUAAAUAAAUCACCAACUAUGCUUUCAUAUAAUUCAAAUCCUCAAAGUAUGCAUAAUCGUCAAGCUUCAAUUAAAUCAAUCCAAUCCUCAAAUUCAUGUAGGAAUGUAAAUCUAGCUGCUUUAAAGAAAACUAUGAGUUUGAAACCAGGUGAAGGUGAACGUAGUUAUUACGUAUAUUCAAUUAGAAGAUCUGCAGGAACAGCUUAUAAUGAAAAUGGACCCUUGAAAUGGAAAUUACCAGUUGGAAUUAUGCCAAUAGAUAAAGCUGCUACUAAAGAAAAUUCAAAUGGGAAAUAUAAGAGAUUAAUAGGAAAUAGUAAUUAUUUAAGAUCAUCAAAGUAUUUAAAACAGUCUGGGGUUGAAUUAAAACAUGGACAUUUAAAACCUAGAUUGUUAGCUAGUGAAGUAGAUGAUCGUGAUGAUAAUAACAUAUUCAAUUUGGAAUCAACAAACACACCUAAAAAGAAUAUAAUACCACCAUUAAAUGACUCAAAUAGUGACAAGAUAUCGAGAGAUAAUUCUUUGAAAAGAACAAUUACUGAUGGUUCCUUACCCACUGGUGACACCCGAUCAUGUAUUUCAACAACUGAGAAUAGUAACAGAAAUAGAAGUAGUUCGAUAAAUUCUUUAAAUUCAACUGGUUCUUUGAAAAUUGAUAAUAAAAUUAAUUCUUUGGGUUAUUAUCAACAUAGAAGUUAUAAAUAUGGAGAUGAUGAUAAUGAUGAAGAAAGCGAUACUACUGAGUUUAAUAUUGAUGGAGAGAAAAUGAAUAAUAAUCAGGAACAAAUUAUAAUUGAUGAAGAUGAUGAAGAGAGACCGAAAUUGGUAUUAGCUAAUCCAGACUAUUCAAGUGAGAGUGAUUAA
Insectozyma verbasci is the source of this 1908-nucleotide messenger RNA. Lineage: Eukaryota; Fungi; Ascomycota; Pichiomycetes; Serinales; Debaryomycetaceae. The record is from the annotation of a GenBank genome assembly.